This is a messenger RNA of Rhincodon typus (whale shark), 1194 nucleotides long. RefSeq names its product NOP58 ribonucleoprotein homolog (yeast). The transcript has 6 exons. Bases 303 to 800 code for a protein of 165 amino acids. Gene Ontology annotation, molecular function: snoRNA binding. Lineage: Eukaryota; Metazoa; Chordata; Chondrichthyes; Orectolobiformes; Rhincodontidae. Gene Ontology annotation, cellular component: box C/D methylation guide snoRNP complex; small-subunit processome. The record is from RefSeq and is a predicted model, not a curated record.
UAAACUUGCAGGACUCUGGGAACAGAAUAAAGGAAUGGAGCAGUUGGGAUUGCUCUUCACAGCCAGUUUGGAUUCAAUGUAUAAGAUGGCCUUAUUCUGUGCCAUUGUGUCUAAUUUUCCUCCUUAAAGGUUCUCUGUUGAAUCUGGCAAAGCAUCCUGCAUCCACCGUGCAGAUUCUGGGUGCAGAAAAGGCACUAUUUAGAGCACUGAAAACAAGAAGAGAUACUCCAAAAUAUGGUUUAAUUUACCAUGCAUCACUGGUUGGACAGACCACUCCAAAGAACAAAGGCAAGAUCUCCAGGAUGUUGGCAGCCAAGGCGUCUUUAGCCAUUCGAUAUGAUGCUCUGGGUGAGGAUACAAAUGCAGAAAUGGGUGUGGAAAAUAGAGCCAAGCUGGAAAUUCGCAUACGACACUUAGAAGAAAAAGGGAUGAGAAGGAUCAGUGGUACAGGAAAGGCUCGUGCACAAGCUGAUAAAUACCAGCACAAGAGUGAGGUUAAAACAUAUGACCCAUCUGGGGACUCCACUCUACCUGCAGUCUCAAAGAAAAGGAAAUUUGAAGAAGUGGAUGAUGACGGAGAACAGAAAGAAGUGAAAUCCAAAAAAAAGGCCCGGCUUUUAGAGCCUGCUGUGACAGAACCUGUUGAAGAGGCUGAGCCACCAACAAAGAAGAAAAAGAAGAAAGAAAAGAAGCAGGAAAUAGAUGUAAAGCAGGAAGAGGAGGAACCAUCAACUUCAUUUGUUACAGAGGAGAUCCCAGAAAAGAAGAAGAAGAAGAAAAAGAAAAUGAAAAAUGAGUGAUCUGUAUCCAGUAAUGGUAGACUGUAAUUCUGCUGUUCAAAGCUCCACUCAGCCCUGAUGGUGCUUUUUAUUCAAAAGGAGAAAAAUGUUUUUGUUAUGCAGGAUGUAUGUUUUUUGAUGGCAGUUAUCGGAACCAUUCAAUUGAAGACUCCUUUGGUGUGAGAAAUGGACUAUAAUUUUCGAUGCUGAUGCAGUUUCACAUUCCCGCACCCCCCACACUGGUCAACUAUAAACUGUUGCCCAAAACAUUUCACUACUUCCUGUAACAGUAGUAAUUAGAAUAAUGGAUGUUUUAUCAAAUAUUUUCCUUUUGUGCAGAUAGAACACACUGACCGUUUUUUGAAAAUUAUUGGCUUUUUAAAUAAUGUUUUCAGUAAAAGUGUCUAAGAACUCA